AUGCCUUCCUCCGUACACGAAGACCAGGACCAGUCCAUGAUGGACGCCGCGGCCCCGGAAGACCACUACGAGCAAGACGAGGUGUUGGAGAUGGAGGAGAAGCGGAUCAUUGUGCUCCCCGGUGCUACCGAAACCGCCGCUUCGUUCCAGUUCGAAGGCGAGGGCCAUACGUUGGGAAAUGCGCUCCGUUAUGCGAUCAUGAAGAACCCCAAGGUUGAAUUCUGCGGAUAUACUAUCCCUCAUCCUUCGGAGACGAAAAUGAACCUUCGCAUUCAGACUUACGACUCAACAACCGCCGUGGAAGCUCUGGAAAACGGCCUAGAGUCGCUGAUGGACCUCUGCGAUGUCGUGGCGGAUAAGUUCACUACUGCGCGCAAUACGUUCAAGGCUGCCGAGGCGGAUAGAAUGACCUCGUAG
Molecule: messenger RNA, 417 nt
Organism: Aspergillus melleus
Lineage: Eukaryota; Fungi; Ascomycota; Eurotiomycetes; Eurotiales; Aspergillaceae
Gene: RPC19
Product: DNA-directed RNA polymerase core subunit RPC19
Exons: 4
Coding region: 1-417 (138 amino acids)
Biological process (GO): DNA-templated transcription
Cellular component (GO): RNA polymerase III complex; RNA polymerase I complex
Molecular function (GO): protein dimerization activity; DNA binding; DNA-directed RNA polymerase activity
Source: RefSeq, a predicted model, not a curated record